AUGACUCCUGCAAUAGCAAAGGCUGGUGUGAUUUUCGGCUGGAGAGGUAAUUGGCCGGGAGUUAUCGUAGCUGUAAUCUUGUCAGUAUGUAAAAACGUACAGAAAGGUAGGUAUUUCAUACAAUUGAAGGCCGAAUCUGUGACAGGGAUAGUUGUGGCUGAUACACUUAUUGAGGAUGAUGAGGCAGUAGAAGUCAACAUUGUACCCGAAGUUGAUGUAGUCGUUGACACUGACACUGAAGUUGGCAUUGACGAAGAAGUACUUCGCGAGUGUGCGGUGGUUGAAGUUGAUGUUGGGCUUUCAUUGCUUUUUCGCGGAUCUUUCGCGCUACUUGAGAUCGACGGUGACGUGGGAAUGAUCGUCGAAGAUAGAGCUAAGGAGUCAUCGCGCUCCUUAAGCCUAGUAUCCCAUGGUGCCGCGAAUACCCAUUGA
This is a messenger RNA of Sclerotinia sclerotiorum 1980 UF-70, 432 nucleotides long. RefSeq lists its product as hypothetical. The record is from RefSeq and is a predicted model, not a curated record. The coding region runs from base 1 to 432 and encodes 143 amino acids. Lineage: Eukaryota; Fungi; Ascomycota; Leotiomycetes; Helotiales; Sclerotiniaceae. The transcript has a single exon.